AUGAAUAAUACAACGGAAAAGCCACUUAUCUCAACGCCCAAGGUUAGCAAAUCUUCAUCACCAGCUGUAGAGUCGUCAGGAGAGAAUGGUGUGAGAAGAGCCAGACGUGCAAUCACCCUAAAUGUAGACUACAACUUGAAGAAAAGGCGAAUAAUUCCUGCCGAGGACUUUAAAUCACGAAAAGGCUCCAAGAAUCAAGUUAAUGCGACUGCACCUAGUCCCAGUGCGAUUCCGAAUACUCCACAAGAACCACAGCCGGUGAAGAGUAUAAUAGAACUUGAUCCUGAUGGGAAACUUAAUUUCAAUGAGCCCGAAUCGGUCGAUCCCGUUAAUGGUAUGACCGGUCUACCACUGAGUAUGGGACCUCCUGAAAAGGUCAAAAAAGAAUCAUUCUGGUCAUACAAAAAGGGAACUAGACCAGAUUCUAACAGUGCAUCCGGUAACCACGAAAGUAGUAUGCAAAUGCUUGAUCCACCAUAUUCUGGCUACCAAGAACAAUUAGAGACCAGCAAAUCAGAUACAUUGAGUAAAUCAAGUUUCCUGCGCUCCACAACAAAGCCAAAAGACAUUUACAGGACAAAGAGACAGUACCGUAAAAAGAAUCACGAUAGUUCCCACCACAAGAACAAGCAUUUCCCAGUGCACACCAAAAUAAAAGCCUCUACAACGAAAGAAAAUAAGCUUUUUGGCCAGAACUCCAUCACAAAUCAAAAAGCCAUUGCGCCUGUGGUAGCAACGGCUGCUAGUUCCGCUGUAGAGAAUGAUGAUUUUUGUUCCAGUUGUCACCAACCGGGUGUUUUUCUAUGUUGUGACACUUGCCCGAAAUCGUUUCACUUUGUAUGCUGCAACCCUCCAUUAGAUCCUGACAAUUUGCCGGAAGGCGACUGGUCUUGCGCAGAAUGCCAUUAUAAAUUUAGGUGUCCCAGUAAGUCGGUCGCGCACAAAUUGGAAAAGGAGUAUCUGUCUACACUCGAAAGCUCCCCAGGUGGAUCCGUGUUUGGGAAACUACUAUUCAAACUAGAAUUUACAAAUCCACGACAGUUUCUACCACCAGUUCCCAUCAGGGAUGCUUUCCAAGACGUAAAAACCGGGGACCAUGGAGAAUACAACGAUAACUCGUUGUUAGAACCACUCAGUGAGAAGCAAGUGUUGAACGCGGGUUAUGGUCAAAGCUUAACCAGAAUGGAUCAGUACAACCCUGAUCAGCAUGUAGAUGCAGAGUCUGGUGAAUUGCUUAUUUGUUUUCAUUGCCGUAAAACCAAAAUGGGCACUGUAGAUCACCCAGAGGAGGAGCGGCUUAUCACUAAGUGUGACUAUUGUGGAACUCCAUGGCAUUUAGAUUGCGUACCAGAUACGCCGCGUGCAUCUUUCAAAAAUUUGGGUAGCAAAUGGAUGUGCCCAUUGCAUGCUGAUGACAUGCUACAUCACCGCAAAAGGAGACUCGCUCGCCAUCAGAGAAUGUUUACGCCUAGUUCAACCUAUAGAAUCCCCAACAAUGGCGACAUUGACAUAACACUGGACAAGAUUUCUGCACCCGUAUCAAAAGAGUCAAUCCAUGAUGCUAAAGUUAAUAAAGAUUUGGCAGUUUUGCAAUUGCCCGAGAAUUCCAUUAAGUUUGAUUUCGUUGACAAAGUUUAUAGAGCGAAAGCAGCUCUUAUGGACAAGGAAUUUCAUCACCAGGAGGGUUUAAUUAAUAAGGCUUUUUCGUCCGCUGCAAGCCCGUCUCUGUCAGGUUCUAAAAUAGGUUCCUUUCUUUAUUUCACACUGCAGAAAAACGGACCGUUUCAAAAGUUAUGGGAUUUCAAAGAACUUUGCGACUUGGCGAACAAAGAACUCAUAAGGUCUGAAUUACCAAGCGACGAAAUUUCCGAACUGCUUGCAUUACGAAAAAUUCUAGAGUCAAAAUCUAAAGGGGAAGUUAUGGAUUUCUUUGGUAUAAGCAAAUAG
Lachancea dasiensis is the source of this 1947-nucleotide messenger RNA. The record is from the annotation of a GenBank genome assembly. Lineage: Eukaryota; Fungi; Ascomycota; Saccharomycetes; Saccharomycetales; Saccharomycetaceae.